AUGUUAUUCUACGAUCAUUUGCAGUUGAUACAGAAGAGCAAGGAUGAACACGAGGCGCGAAACCAACGCGAGAAGAUUCGGAAUAAAUUAGUCUUUGGUGUUGUGUGGUCCAGCUAUCGCGAGAUAGCUCGCUUGCGGUUGGAGAAGAAGCACAUUGAGUCUAAGUUCUUUAACAUCAAGAAGGAGCACUGCGACCAGAUGAACCAAUUGAUAUCGGAGUACGAGGCCAACCUGGCUGACGAGCUGGCCGCAUGCGAUCACACCAUCAGUGAGCUGAAGAAGAAGAGCCUGCGGCGCAGCGAGGAUGUGGUUGAGGAGCUGUCCCAGCUAGUGGCCGAGAAGAGUGCCGCGCUGGCCAAUGAGGAUGGAUUCAUUGGAGAAUUGCGAAUCGAACUGGGCAAGCUUAGCAAGCUGCGAAUGCAUCACCGCCUGGAGGAGGCGCAUAUCGCCUUCUUGGUGGGCGAACUGAAGGAGGCACGCGAGCACAUUGUCAAUCUGCAGCAGCGUCAGGAUUUCAUGGACAAGGGUGUCAUAAAGAAGGAUCUGGUUAUUGACGAUCUCAAGCUGCAGAUGCGAAAGCUCGAGGACCAUAAAAACUUUCUCAACAUGCAGGUUAGCAAUGCCUUGAAGCAGCACGCAGACUUUGACGAACUAAACGAAAAAUAUAGAAAUGCUAUGAUGCAGACAAGUGAGGUCCUGCCCUGGACUUAUUGCCUGGUAGAAUGGGGCAGCAGUUGUGUGGCCACAGGAGAUACCAAUGAUACGUCUACUGUCAGGCUUAUGGAGCGUGCAUUUACGUUCGUGAAGGUUUGA
Messenger RNA from Drosophila gunungcola (fruit fly), 813 nucleotides. RefSeq lists its product as uncharacterized. Lineage: Eukaryota; Metazoa; Arthropoda; Insecta; Diptera; Drosophilidae. The record is from RefSeq and is a predicted model, not a curated record. The transcript is spliced from 6 exons. Bases 1 to 813 code for a protein of 270 amino acids.